AUGCUAGGGACAGGCGCGUCGGACGAGGCUGCCGUGGGCGAGCUGGCGCAGCGCGUCCAGCAGCACGGCCCCGUCGUGCGGGCUCCAGGGUUCCCCGGAGGCCCCGUGCCCGGGUCGCCGACCCGUGCCAGUCCAGUUGGUCCGUCGCGCCUGGGGGCUCCUGCACUGCGCUUCCCCAAGCGGGCUCCGGGCCAGGCCGGCGGCCAUGGGGGCCUGAUCUGCAGCUUUCUGAUGUGCAUGGUCACUCGCGAAGCUCAGGCAGCACCGCUGGAGCCCGGUGUUGAUCUGCGAGUGCCAGGGGCCUGCAGCAGAUCUGCCAGCGAGCGCAUCAGUGCAGAUGUGCCCUCAGCACGUUCCACUCACUCAAUGGACUUGGCCUUCUUCGACGAUGCCAUGUUCAUGUUUUUUAGGCAAGCUGGAUGCGCGGCUGGGGAUCGCGCCGUUGGCCUCGCAGUCGACGCCUUCGGCUCCGGGGGCAUCAGGCUGCGCGCUGCCAGUUGCAAAAUUGCCGUGCUGUUCCAGUUCGGGGGG
Prorocentrum cordatum is the source of this 531-nucleotide messenger RNA. The record is from the annotation of a GenBank genome assembly. NCBI's taxonomy places the organism in Eukaryota, Dinophyceae, Prorocentrales, Prorocentraceae.